Mya arenaria is the source of this 6209-nucleotide messenger RNA. RefSeq names its product anaphase-promoting complex subunit 1-like. The record is from RefSeq and is a predicted model, not a curated record. Gene Ontology annotation, molecular function: molecular adaptor activity. Gene Ontology annotation, cellular component: anaphase-promoting complex. Gene Ontology annotation, biological process: metaphase/anaphase transition of mitotic cell cycle; protein K11-linked ubiquitination; anaphase-promoting complex-dependent catabolic process. Bases 105 to 5957 code for a protein of 1950 amino acids. The transcript has 32 exons. Lineage: Eukaryota; Metazoa; Mollusca; Bivalvia; Myida; Myidae.
CUUUUCUCGACACAGAGCUGAAACGGAAGUAGUGGAGUUUGCGGGUAACUUAAUUUUUCUGAACGGUAGUGAUGUGAGUUUAGGUCAUCCUGGAGUCUGAAGAAAUGAUCACGGCCUGUGACACCCAGGACUUUGUUCCAUUUGGCCGAGAAUAUGUCCACCAGCAUCCUGGGAAAUUCCAGAUACAGGUCCAGAAUGUUGCACACAGUGAGCCUGGGCUGCCUCUGCUGAAGUCUUUCAGGGACAUCUCCAUACAGGAUAAUGGAAAGAAGGAGCAGUGGACAUUCAAUGCGUCAAGAGGUGGUGAGAGCAGUAAAGGCUGUGAUGAGGAGUUAUACGUGAACGGGCACACAGUGGUCUGGAGCCGCGGGGGACAAGAUGGCUGCCGGACUGUGGUCAAGACUUUCACCAUGGACACACCUGUCAUACAGGCACUCUGGUGUAGAUUUGUAGUUCCAGAAAGUUCCAUUUCAGAUGAGAUCUAUACAACUCUUGACACUAAAGGGAAGGUUCAACCUGGCGUGUGUGUGGUGGAGUCUGGCUGUGUUAGCUGCUUCAUGGAAGGAGGCAGUGACUACCUCGCUGCACUGCCUUUCCAGGUUGCCCAUGUGUGGGGAAUUAAGAAUGGCCUGCUGUUUGAACGAACUGUCUCACCCUCUGAGUUCAACACCUCAAAGACUGAUGCUCCCAAUCAGACGACAGUGUUCAGUAUGCUUCACCCCCUAGAUGAAGUGGCACCUGUCAUCAUCAAAACUGGAGGGACUGUGGGUGUGACCAAGACAUCAUACCUCACAGAUAACACCCGGCAUAUUGUGUUCACAAGUGAGGACCCAUCACUCAUAUUCACCUACGACACCAUGACGGGAGUACACUCUGCCUGGAAAGUCCGCAAAGCAAGGCAGGAGGAGUGUGAAGCUGUGUCCAACACCUGGGACCAUAACAACAGCCACAUGUUCACCCCCGGUCAGAACUUCAACCAGUCGAGCAGCAACCUGUCCCGUCUCUAUGGCAGCAUGUCUGGGGUGGCCUCACCCAUGGUGUCCCCGAUGAGGAACUACUCCGGACGCAUAAACACGCCUCACCUCAUGUCUCAUUCACAGAGCCCACUGACCAUCAGCCAGCCAGGCAUUGACAGGAGAUCCCAGAGCCCUGCCAACUUUGGAGACACUUCUUUGCACCGCCUUCACACACCCUCACCCCAGGUCAUUUCUCAGAGGUCAGCGGGGUCAUUUUACCGCUCCCCUGCCAAUAUGUCCAUCCUCAAUGAGGGAACCACAACAGAGUGGAUGGAGCCAAUCACACCAGAGAUCUGUCUGGAACAUAUCUGGACUGAAAAUGCUCCUGCCAUACGUGAUGGAUCACUAGGAAAGUCUUCAAAGGCAUUUUUCACGAGAGAUCUAUGUGGCCAGCAGUAUAUUUGCUACUUGAUUUCUUAUCGUCAGCAGUUACGAUGUGUAAAGUUUGAUGACAGCAAUGAUUUAAGAACAUUUGUGUUUGGAACUGUGAACAUUAUACCUUGCAAGGAUGCUGUGCCAGUGGAGAGUAAAGACUUACUGAUAAUACUAGACACAAGUGGGGUACUGUUUGUUUACAGUGGAAUAACAAAAAUAAACAGAUUGCAUGUACCUGUCUUGCCACUUGGGAACAUCUCAAUAAGCAUGUUACGCCAGAAUACUCCCCUACAUAGCCCUGUCAGAGGCGGUGUGUUCACUUCUAGUCGACCCCCUAGUGCCAUGGAAACUCGAUUUGAUGAGGACUUCCAGCUAAACCAGAUCUCCCCAGUCCCUACAGAACUGGAAGAAGAAUCCUCACACUUUGAGGAGUUUCCUUUAGGCUGUGGUUUUAUUCACUCUCUCAGGGACAAUAUUCAGGAUAGGUUCACCAUUGAGCUGACUAACGGCCACAUGUUUCGAUGCACCAUACCAGAUAUGAACAGCUCUUCUGGUGUCAGCCUCUGUAUUCGAGGCCUUAAACACAUGCUGCCCAGAGACCUCGCCAUACAGAUGAUGGGUCGCUGGUACACGGCCAGGAACUCCCCUGGGGCUGUGGGGACACAGAGUGAGUGGGACAUGUUUAGAAAGUGUCUACUGGGCAUGAUGGGAUAUGACACUGGAAAACUGGCUAUUAUAAGCAAGGGUGAUAUAGACUCAGAAUCACUAUCCCCAGUGUCUGCCAAGCGGGCACGCACCUCCGACCACGGCACAGAUGAGGACUGGGAGUAUGUGCUUGGAUCAGAGCACCACAAUAUGGUCUCCAGCUCUCUGGUCAGCUGUCUGGGGCUGUCAGAGUGCCAGCCUGUACCUAAUGCCAGUCCCCCACCCCAGCAGACGACAAUCAACACAGCAGCCAUACUGUUCACGUACAUCCCAGCAUGCUUCACUGCCCUCCAUCUUGUAUAUGAAGAAAUGAAGUUGAACACCCUUUUGCUGGAAGACCUGGGGCACCUGUCAGUGUUGCUAUGGCAACUGGCGAGUGACCUACACUGUCACCUAUACACAGAUUACUACCUUAGGGACUUCCCCAAACUUACACUACAGCCCGAACACCCCAGCCAGGUUAAGGAAGAGCACCUGCAGAAGCUUCAGUACCCUUCUGUGUUCAGCAGCGAGGUUCCAUCCGUGUUCUGCUGGAUACUCAAGUCUAUGGAGGGGCAGGCCCCACCCCCUGUCCUCUACAUACCCAAUGUCUGUGUCAAUCUGCAGAAUGUUGUCUCGUUGUAUGCUCUCCUACUGAACAAGCAUAUGGGGACAGAACAGGCCAUAAAGAAAUGUCUACGUAAAGUGCCAUCUUCAGUUUUAGCUGAAGGUCAUCGAGCACCGACAUGUGACAUCUCCAUGUCUCAGAGCUUCCAUCGCUCCAGCCCCACCCAGAACUACCUGGAAAGACUCGUCCUUUAUAUGACACAGAUCGGUUUGACAGAGAAGGAGCUUAUGUACCUGCCAGUAGGGAUAUCCCUUCCCCUGAGGGAGGCUGUGUUCCGAUGUCGAUGCAACCCUCCCUCUGAUUGGCCAGAGGAGGCAUACACUCUCAUUGGACGAGAAGACAUUAGCAAGCUGCUGUCCCUGCAUACUCGUGAGCAAGUGGCCCCACCCCCAGGAAUCUUCAAACGAAAGCCCCACCCUCCAGUCAACCCACAGGUACCAGGGACCAAGGAGGAAGAUGAUGGGAUGGAACACCUCGAUGAUGAGUACCUAAGACUGCGGUACAGCGAGGACCUGCGGGUCCAGGAGGCACGGCGUCUCAUGCAGUCGUCCCGGCCAGUCGUAAUUGCCCUCACCCAGAAACCGGAGAUUAGUGACCAUGACUUCAUCGAGGAGCAAGAGCGACAUCUAUACUCUAUCUGUACACGCACCAUGGCCCUACCGACCGGCAGGGGCAUGUUCACCCUGAGGACGUACUACCCGGUCCCCACGGAGACCCUGCCGAUCCCCAAACUUUGCCUCACUGGAAAGGCACCACCCAGAAACACAACAGUGGACCUGUCCCAUAUAGAUGUGGUAGCGAACAUGACGUCCUGGCCACUCUUCCACAAUGGGGUUGCGGCUGGGCUCAGGAUUGCUGACUUCUCUCAGCUUGACUCGUCAUGGAUCAUGUUUAACCGGCCCCAGACCAACGAUCUGACUAAUGAGUAUGCAGGGUUCCUGAUGGCCCUGGGGCUGAACAAACACCUUGUUAAAAUGCAUAUCCUGAAUAAACACGACUACCUGAGCAAGGGCCAUGAAAUGACAACCAUUGGAUUGCUACUAGGAAUAUCUGCUGCUAUGAGAAGUUCCAUGGACCUGGCAACAUACAAGAUCCUGAGUAUUCACCUGCCUGCAAUGUUGCCCCCAACGUCCACCGAACUGAAUGUGGCCCAUAAUGUCCAGGUGGCAGCUAUAUUGGGCGUUGGCCUCCUAUUUCAGGGCACAGGUCACCGGCACACUGCUGAUAUAUUACUUGCAGAGAUAGGCCGCCCCCCAGGCCCAGAGAUGGAGAAUUGCACAGACAGGGAGUCAUACUCCUUAGCAGCAGGGCUCGCCCUGGGGCUCGUCAUGUUUGGUAAGGGUCAAGAAACAAUGGGAACUUCGGACCUGAGCAUGGCGGACACCUUGUACCACUUCAUGGUGGGUGGGCACAAGCGCCCCCUGGCAGGCCCUGCUCAGGAGAGGUACCGCACCCCCAGCUACCAGAUACAGGAGGGCAACAUGGUGAACGUUGAUGUCACCUCUCCGGGGGCCACCCUUGCAUUGGGCAUGCUCUACUUUAACACCAAAAACAGCGCUGUUUCAGAGUGGCUGAAAGUACCGAACACCCAGUUUAUGUUGGACCAGGUGAGACCUGACUUCCUCCUCCUGCGAACACUAGCACGUGGGCUGGUCAUGUGGGACACUGUCCUCCCAACCAUGGACUUCCUCAAGGACGCCAUUCCUCAAAUACUUGUCGAUUUUGCUUUCCAAAAAAACAAGACACAGGAAGACGAAAAUAGCAUUGACUAUGAGACAAUGAGUCAUGCGUAUUGCAAUGUUGUUGCUGGUGUCAGUUUGGUGAUUGGUUUAAAGUUUGCAGGAUCAGCCAAUCAAAAGGCAUUUGAGACUCUUCAGGAGUGUAUGGAUAGGUCUCUGAAAGUGAUCUCAACCCCACACUUGAUUGAACAAGCCGGGAAGACGACAGUGGAGAACUGUAUGAUGACUAUAUUGGUUUCCAUGGCAAUGGUUAUGGCGGGAACAGGUAGUCUUGAGGUGAUGAGGAUGUGUCGUAUGUUUAGAGGUCGAGUGGGACCCCCGUACAACCAGUAUGUAACAUAUGGUUCUCACAUGGCCAUCAGCAUGGCAAUGGGACUACUUUUUCUAGGUGGUGGAAAGUACACCCUAAGUACAAAAGAGGAAUCUAUAGCAGUUAUGUUGUGUGCAUUCUUCCCGAAGUUUCCAACCCAUAGUAAUGACAAUCGAUACCAUUUGCAGGCUUUCAGACAUCUGUAUGUGCUUGCUUCAGAGUUACGGACAAUGUUACCAAGGGAUGUGGACACUGGAUAUCCUUGUUAUAUUCCGGUGGAAAUAAAAUUUAAGGACACUGAAUACUACAAGAAUGUUUCCUAUAAGACCUCAGCUCCAUGCACAUUGCCAGAUCUGGACCUUUUGGAGGAAAUUAAAAUACUUGGGCCACGGUAUUGGCCAAUUGUGUUUAACUGUUACAAGAACUGGGACAGUUUGAAGUCCUUAUUGCGACACAAUGGGACACUGUACGUGAAACAGAGGGCAGGGCACCUUUCAUAUGUUGAGGAUCCUAAUGGUUAUCGCAGCAUGCUAGCCAAGUCCCUCACUGCUGACCACUCCGCGCAGACCUGUGUCAAGCCAGAUGUAAUCAAGGCGUUCACAUCAGAUCCGAAGAUCCUCGCCCUGACAAACUUCUUCUUCAAGGGCCAGGGCCAAGGGGGAAGUGAGCUGCUACAGGUGCUGUCUGAUGUCCUGUAUGAAUGUGUGACCAUGGAGAAACCAGAGGCUGUCCCUACACACAUACAUCUUGACCAGAUCAGCCGGAGAGCCGAAUGUCAGUCCUCGUCGCUGGGAAUCAGCCAGCUGAAGCUUAUUUACGCCUACUACAAUUUGGAGCACUCUACCACUCUGCAGGGAACCAACUCACUCUUUCACACCACCACUGAGGAAGAGUUCCAGGGAAAACAACUCCUGAAACCAGACUUCAUUCUGGCUGUCACUAGCAAGCUGAAAAAAGUUUUUCAGAACUGGUUGCAAGGUAAUGAGGGGUGCCUGUUGCGCUAUCUAAAGGGGGAGAGUGUACAGGGAAUGGACACUGGUCAUCUAGCGGCCCUCUUGCUGUGGUAUGACCUUCCCCACCCAGGGCACCUCAGCAACAUCAACAUAGAUGGCCGUCCGAGUUUGCCAGCGCUUCAUGCAGCCCUACCCCAGCUUCAUGCCAGCAUGCUCAUGGUGCUGCUCACUGCCUGGAACAGCCACUCCUGACACCAGAAAUACGGGGGAGGGAAAUUUGGAGCGCUGCCAUAAGGGAACCAUUCUAGUGUCAUUUGAACUCACAGUCAUGUGGGACAUUUGAACAAAGUUAUCUCAAUGGACAUUUGAUGGAUAUGCUGACACUGUACAUUAAAAGUGAAGAAAUUGUAAAGAUAUUAAAAUAAGUAAUAUUCUAUUCAGCUGACAUUAUACAUUUAUAGAAUCAUGAAUCUCUGUUUUGUAUUGAAAUAAAUGUGAACAAAG